Boleophthalmus pectinirostris (great blue-spotted mudskipper) is the source of this 1934-nucleotide messenger RNA. RefSeq names its product zinc-binding protein A33-like. The record is from RefSeq and is a predicted model, not a curated record. Bases 239 to 1735 code for a protein of 498 amino acids. The transcript is spliced from 5 exons. Gene Ontology annotation, molecular function: protein binding; zinc ion binding. NCBI's taxonomy places the organism in Eukaryota, Metazoa, Chordata, Actinopteri, Gobiiformes, Gobiidae.
GCACAACGUAAACAGCUUUAUCAAGUCAAAGAUCAUUCCAGCACCAGGUUGGUCUCAUUCACUGCAUAAUUAUCCUAUGACAACCCAACAAAAUAUGAUAUAAGUCCAUUAUUUAUCCAAAUAUUAAAAGUGAUUCUAACAGUGAACAAGUAAUAAAUUAAUGAAUGACAUUGUUUGCUCUUUUGAUCCUUUCCUAUACUUUCAUUUUCAGUAGAACUGAAAGUCCUAGACAGGAGCAAUGGCGGGUAGAUUUUCUUUUUCUGACGCUGAUAUUUCGUGUCCAAUCUGCUGUGACAUCUUUAACAACCCUGUAGUGCUCAAGUGCAGCCAUAGUUUUUGUAAGUUAUGCCUGGAGCAGUAUUGGACCCGCAACAGGCCCAGAAGAGACUGUCCCUUAUGCCGAAAUGAGAGCACAGACGACCCUGUGCCCAGUCUGACCCUCAGAAACCUGUGUGAGUCCUACAUCCAGGACAGUGAUGAUGCAGAGGGAGGACAACUGCAAUGUGACCCAGGGGAGAUGUGUCCUUAUCAUGGAGAGAAGUUUAAACUAUUUUGUCUCGUGGAUAAAGUGCCUAUUUGUGUGGUUUGUCACACCUCAAGGAAGCACAAGCAACAUGACUGCUGCCCUGUGAGCGAGGCCAUUGUCGAUGUCAAGGACAAAGUGAAGUCAACCUUAGAGUCCCUGCUGGAGAAGAGAAUUACUUUUGAAAACAUGAAGAAAGUCUAUGAGGACAGUGAGUCACACAUACGGGUAAGGUGUUUUUGUACUGUGGGCUAUUUACAGUCAACAACCUACCAUAUGAUGCUUCAGUUUCAGGCACAACUGGUGGAGAGGAAGACACAUGAGGAGUUUCAAAUCCUGCACAGUUUUCUGGAAGCGGAGGAGGCAGCCAGGGUGGAAUCUCUGAGGAGAGAGCAGGAGCACAAGGCACAAGCAAUGAGAGAAAAGGCAGAAGAAAUGUCUAGAAACAUACAGGCUGUGUCUGACAGUGUCAAUGCCCUGGAGGAGCAGAUGGCUUUGGACGGUGUAUCUAUACUUUAUAAGAGCCAAAGCACACUGGACAGAGCCACUGUUCAUUCUGAAGAUGUAUUAAUGGCCCCAGGUGCCCUCAUAGAUGUGGCAAAAUAUUUGGGAUCCCUUAAAUAUCAUGUGUGGAAGAACAUGAGUAAAAUCAUUACAUACACCCCAGUCACUCUGGACCCCAACACAGCGGCCCCCUGGCUCGUGCUGUCAGAUGACCUCAGAACUGUUCAUGACAGUGACAACAAGAAGAAUCUUCCUGACAAUCCGGAGCGCUUCGACCCUGACACGGGGGUCCUGGGCUCAGAGGGAUUCACCUCAGGCAAACACGCUUGGGAUGUCAGCGUGGACGGUAACACAGCCUGGGUGGUGGGCGUCGCCAAACAAUCUGUUCAAAGGAAAGAGAAGGUGUCAUCUGUGCUUAAGAAUGGUUACCUGUCCGUGUACUUUUAUCAUAAGAUGUACUUUGCUGGGACAUCUCCUUUAACACGCCUGAACCUGAAGAGAAAUCUGGAGAAGAUUAGAGUGCUGCUGGAUUGUGACAGAGGGAGAGUGUCUUUCCAUGACCCACAUGAUAACACGCACAUCUACACAUUCAAGCAUGCCAUCACUGAAACAGUUUUUCCAUAUUUUUGGGUGGGCUGCCAGCAAUGUCCUUUAAAGAUUGAACCUCUUAAUGUUUCUGUCAAAGUUCAAGAACUAAUGCCUUUCUAAUCAUGCACAAAGUUCCACUAUUUCACCUUCUACCACAGCUUGGUUGUCAAAUUCUUUAUUACUUUUGAUGUGUUUUGAUGUUGUUAUCCACCAUUAGGUUGGACAAUGACAACCUACUUAUUUAACACGUACCUGAUUUAAGUAUUGUCACAUUUAAUUGGGUUUGUUAUGAUCAUCAGAAUAAAUAAAUUUUUGCAGA